GUCAAAUUUCCUCUGUUCGUCACCUCUUUUCCUCGUUCUUUUUAUUUAACCGUCCUCCUCUCGCGCAAAAAGCCCUAAUUUGCUGCGUCGCCAUUUUUUCCCCUGCUUCCGUUUGAUUUCUUACUUUUUUGGGGGAAAAGAUUGCUGGGUUGAUGGAGAAAAAAGACGAGGAUUUGUCGAUACAGAUUUACAAAGAUCCCAAUUUUACCGGCGGUUGCUUGGAAAUACGGUUGUUCUACGUCCGGAUCGCGCCGUGCGCAGUUGGCGCUGUGCCGGACCACCUCACCCUCCGCCAUCUCCGCCGCGAGAUGGGCGUUUGGCUCGAAAUUAAUGGGUCUCGCCUCCCGGCCUCCGACGCCGCUUGGAUCACGCUCCGCCUGGAUCGAGCUGAUAAGGAUUCUUCCGAGGCGACUUAUUUGAGCACCGACAGAGUCCGAGUUUCUGGGCCGGUGGAGUUUGAGGUGCAGGAGACGAAAGAUGUAUUGCUUCUGUGUGGAUCUUUAGAGAGAGGGGAGACCCCGUGGACGAAUGGGUUGGAUAGCUCCUCCAAGACUGGCUGGAGCUUGGAUUGUUACACGGCUGCUCCACUUGUGUCCGGGGGGUCGUCGUUUUUCCAGCCCAAGUUUUCCUUUUGCUCUCCUUCCAUUGAGGUCUACAUAGCAGGUUGUUGUUCUGGUGUGCCGGUUAUACUGACAAAAACAAUCCAGGUUAGCCCAAGAAAGAAGGUGCUGAGGCAGAGUGUAUUGGAUGCCAUUCCUGAGGACGAGGAAAUAGGGAAGGACCAGAAUAGCAGUAACAGAUUGGUUCUACAGCGUCAAAAGAUGAUCACAGAGGCUGAAGUGGAUUAUUAUGGUUCAGAUGCAAAAGCUGAGCAUGGUUCAUAUUUGGAUGGAAUGUACCCUGGUGAAGAGGGGCAGCUGUCAUGGUUUAACGCUGGGGUGAGAGUUGGUGUAGGAAUAGGCCUUGGGAUGUGUGUAGGUGUCGGCAUUGGUGUCGGACUUCUCAUGAGAUCCUAUCAAGCCACAACCAAAAACCUACGAAGGCGGUUUUUCUAGAUGUCGUGAGGGUUCUUGACAUUGGAAAGUAAGCUGAAGAAAAAAAGAAAAGAGAAUCAGGAAC
Molecule: messenger RNA, 1119 nt
Organism: Cuscuta campestris
Lineage: Eukaryota; Viridiplantae; Streptophyta; Magnoliopsida; Solanales; Convolvulaceae
Source: the annotation of a GenBank genome assembly